Molecule: messenger RNA, 1353 nt
Organism: Zingiber officinale
Lineage: Eukaryota; Viridiplantae; Streptophyta; Magnoliopsida; Zingiberales; Zingiberaceae
Exons: 3
Coding region: 1-873 (290 amino acids)
Source: RefSeq, a predicted model, not a curated record
AUGGAGUGGAGUGCUAACACAUGUGUUGUGCGGGCGGCUGAAACCGCUUGCAUUUUCAGAUUUGCUGUCUACUUGAUUUCAGAUUUAUUUACCUUGGCUUUAAGGGGAGGCGAUUUUGGUUUCUUCCUUCUUCUUCGUGCGUUUGGCCAAGCCGUCGCUCUCUCGCUCCUUCGCACCCUCCUCGUCGACGCCGGCCUCCGGCCACUGGCUGCCACCUUUUUACUUCCCUUCGUCCUCCUCGCGACGCCAUCACCGGAUCGAUUCGCCACCGACAGCGUCACUGGUGCCGCUAACUCCCCUUCUCUCUCGUUGCCGCCGCUCCUCUUCCUUUCCUCCUCUCAUCGGAGCUGUACCCGAGCCACCUCUCUCCAGAUCCAAUACUGCCUACAGUGCUUCAUAGCGCUUACAGCGCAAGGCACUCUCUCCAGCCGAGGCAGAUGGCGUCUCCUCCAUUCUGCGCUAUUUCCGACAUCCUGUGCGUACUUUUGCUUGGGGUCGAUCCUCAUCGUGUUGGUUGGUUUCCAAUCCACCCUGUGGUGCGCUUCCGAGGUCGAUCCAACAUUUGAUAUGCACCAUCGUACACGUCCAUUCCCGCCUGCGUGCCGAUCUCGUGUCACAGCCUGCGUGCCAAAGUCAUAUCCCGGCCGGCGUGCCGCUAGUACCUCCCGGCCUGCGUGCCGAUGUUUUAUCUCGACCUGCAGCUCGACUUCUAGCUCCAUGAUGCAUCCAGCUCCGCUUCGUCAGAUCCAGCCCUUUAUCCUGAUCGGGCAUCAUCUACUCUUCCGGGUCACAACAACUCUAGCAGCGUCCUAUCCGAGGGCGUCCCCUGGGCCAGGGUAUGUUCUCCGUACUCACCUCUUAUUUAUUUCAUGAUUAUAUUAUUAGCCUGUUACUCAUAUGUUCGUUGGAUCCGCCUCGAGCCUCGGUGUGCUAGGGACCGGGGGGAUCCGGUCACUGGCUGCAGGUAGCGUUGACCAGAGGACUUCCGAAGACUUGGUCAACACAGAAGUCAUCUCAGCACACACCCCUCCGGGACGUCGCGACUCGGUCAACAUUCUCGCCACCUCCCCCGACGGCCCGUCUGACUCAUAUUAUGGGCAGGAUCACUUACUUUAUUGAUUUUGGGUCCGAAACAAUCAAGAAUGAUAUUGAUGUUUACUUAGCACAUUUGAUUGGUGACUUAAAGCACUUAUGGGAAAAAGGUAUUGAAACAUAUGAUGCAUAUUGGCAAUAAAAAUUCACCCUUAAGGCAGCCAUACUAUGGAUUAUUAAUGAAUUUUCGGCAUAUGAAAACCUUUCAGGAUGUUGUGUAAAAGGAUAUAAGGUAUGACGUGUCUGUGGUGAAAACACAUG